AAAAAGCAUAAAACAAUACAGAGAGAGAAAAUGGUGGAAAAGUAAAGCUGCAGAAUGCAGGAAGGAAGGAAUAGCAUCCAAUACUCAUGAUCUUUCUCUUAUACUUCUUUCAUCUCUGAAGAAUCAAAGAAGAAGAAGAAGAAAUCAUCAUGUAAGUGUUGAGUUAGGUUUCCAGCAUUUCAAUGGCAACAAUGUCUGACGAAGAUUCUAGACGUUUGUAUUCAUGGUGGUGGGAUAGUCAUAUAAGCCCUAAGAACUCUAAAUGGCUACAGGACAAUCUUACCGAUAUGGAUGUGAAAGUGAAAGCUAUGAUCAAGCUUAUUGAGGAAGAUGCAGAUUCAUUUGCUAGAAGAGCUGAGAUGUAUUACCAGAAGCGUCCUGAGCUUAUGAAACUAGUUGAAGAAUUCUAUAGAGCUUAUCGAGCUUUAGCAGAACGAUAUGACCUAGCUAUUCGUCAAGCACAUAACAUAGCUGCUGCUUUUCCAGACCAACUUCCAUUGGUUCUUUCAGAAGAAUUCGAAAAACUGAACGAAAAGACCAUGUCGAAUUCUGAGUUUGAAGGAAUGAGAAAGAUUGAAAAGGAGAUUGAAACAUUUAAACAGUCACUUUCCAAGUUAGAAGCUGAAAAGGAGACAGGCCAAGCUCGUUACAACCAGACAAUUGAAAGACUGUCGAGGCUAGAAUCCAACUUCUCUUCUUCACAAGAGGAUUCGAGGGAUCUUAACGAAAGAGCUAGUAAAGCUGAAGUAGAACUUCAGAUUCUUCGUGAAAUUCUCUCCAAAUUACAAGAUGAAAAGGAUGAGAAUCUACUGCAGUACCAGCAUUGUCUCGAAAGGAUAUCGAAUCUAGCUGAAUUGAUCUCUCGUUCGAAUGAAGAGGCUAGAGACGCAAACAACAGGGCGAUUGAAUUCGAAACGAAAGUGGUGGGAAUGAAACGAGACCUCGUUACUUUAGAAUCUGAAAAGGAUGCAGCCCUCGUUCAGUAUGAGGGUUCUUUGGAGAAGAUCGCUGUUCUCGAGUGUAAAUUAGUGUUAGCCGAGGAUGAUGCCAAAAAACUCCACGAAAGAGCUGAAAACGCGGAAAAGGAAGUUGAAUUGUUGAAGUUAGCUCUUGCAAACUUAACCCAAGAAGAAGAAAAGGAAGGAACUCAUUGGAAAGAAACCGAAAGAGCUCUGCAAACACUAAUGGCCCAUUUGCAAGACGAGAACAAGAAUCUGAAGGAAAGCUUCGAGAGGGAAAGAAGAGAAAAAGUUGCAUUCCUUGAGAAAAACUCUGUUCUUGAGAAUUUGCUUGUAGAACUAAGUGUAAAGAAAAUGGAAGGUUCCUUUCAAUCUCUUCAAGAGGAGAAAUCAACUCUUCUUGCUGAAAACGCUACUCUAAUGACUCAACUUCAGGCAUCGAACGAUGGAAACGCGUUUCUGCAAAAUUCCCUUUCCGAUCUAUUCGAAAAGCAUGAACUGUUAAAGGCUAAACUGGAACAAAAGGAAUCCAGUCUUUCAAAGGUUCAUAUGGAGAGCUUUCAAGCAGUUACUUCAGCACUCGACGACAUGCUAAGAAGCACAGGCAGGAAGUUGCAAGAAUCAGAAGCUCAAAACUGUCAAAAGGAAAUGAAGAUUUCUGAAGCAGAAUGCAGAAUAACUGUCUUGGAGCAGACGGUGGAUGAUCAGAACAAGAAGCUUCUCGAACUAUCUAGAAAUAACGACUUCCUUUCUGAAACCAACUCGAAGCUUGAAUCUGAACUUCAUAGAUGCAAGAAAAAGGAAGAAGCUUUAUGCUCUAACGUUCAGAAAUUCAAAAAUGAAAGUAAGCUAUGGGAGACUGUUUGCUCAUCUUCGUUUGAAGAACUACAAGUGGGAUCUAUCUCUCAAACUUUCAUGCAAGAAAAGAUUCGCGAGCUUACUGAAACAUGUACCCGUCUAGAUUGUGAAGUUACUUCCAAAUUUACAGAGACAGCGCUUCUUAAAGAAAGAAUAACCAUUUUGGAAGAUGAAAGUAAAAGAUAUACUCCGGCCAUAGCUUCCUUGAAGGAUGCUAUAGUUUCCUUGGAAAGUAUUACCCUUCAGGGAAAAAAGCCAUCUGGUUCAUGUUCAUCGAGAAGCGAAGAUCCAAGGGACGAUCUUGAAGACCUACAAUGGAGGGUUAAAGCAAUCCAGGAAUCUGUAGUGGAAAUGGAAAGCCUUGCAUUUCACAAAACCAUGGAUGCCAAUGCCAAACUUGAGGCAGCAAUGAGGCAGGUUGGACAGUUGAGUUCGAAAAACGGUUUAAAACAACAAAAACCGAUGUUUGUUCCCGUCUCUGAUAUCUCAACACCCGAAAACGGUCUUCUACUGUCAAAAGACAUAAUGCUCGAUCGCGUAUCCAGAUGUUCGCCCCGUGGUCUAAGCAAAAAGGAGUACGUCGUGAUCGAUAGUCAGAUGAUCGAAUCAUGGAACACCACUUUCGAUCUCAAAGUCGCCUCAAAACCAAACAAGCCAUUAUUAUCCUCCUGCUCCACCAAGAAAAGGGAGGAAGAGCAUCCGACGUCGGAAGAAUCAACGCUGCUGGAUAAGGAACUGUCUAGAAGAUUCUCGAGCUCCCGUCGUGAAAUACACAAACGGAAGAUUCUCGACAGGCUGGAUUCAGACGCUCAGAAAUUAGGAAAUCUCCAUAUAACAGUAGAGGAUUUGAAGAGAAAAAUGGAGACAAUGACAGACAAGAACAGCCAAAAGAUACUACAAGCCACUAAUUCAGAAUGGGAGAUGUUGAAAGAACAGAUUGAAGAAGCAGAGGCAGCAGUUUUAAUGUUUCUCGAUCAAAACAGCAAUAUGAUGGAAGUUAUAGAACAGAGAUACUCCUUCUCGAGCGAAGGUGGGAAAUCUAGCGUUGAUCAGAGCAAGGAUAUAAGGAGAACACGAAUCCCAGAAAGAUCGAGAAAAUUAUCAGAGAAAAUUGGGCAGCUUCAGUUAGAAGUGCAGAAACUACAGUUCAUUCUGCUUAAACUCGACGAAAGAAGGGAGAACCGAGGAGGAAAAACAAGGAUGAUGGAGGUGAAGAGAAGGGUUCUUCUUAAGGAUUAUCUCGGCGGAAGAACCUCGACUAGCCAGAAGAAGAAGACGUCGUUCUGUGCAUGCGUCCAGCCACCAACUAGAGGUUAAGGUAUUAAGUUUUUAAGUUCUUCUCCAUUUUCAUUACUGGGAAAGUUAUUAAACAUGAAAAUGGAUAGCUUGUUAUUUCCAUAAACAAAAUCAGAUUAUUAUCGUUAAACAAUGUUAUCAUUUUCAGUCGCCUUUUUAGCUUUC
Messenger RNA from Impatiens glandulifera, 3278 nucleotides. Its product is annotated as protein NETWORKED 1C-like. NCBI's taxonomy places the organism in Eukaryota, Viridiplantae, Streptophyta, Magnoliopsida, Ericales, Balsaminaceae. Gene Ontology annotation, cellular component: plasma membrane. Gene Ontology annotation, molecular function: actin filament binding. The coding region runs from base 183 to 3134 and encodes 983 amino acids. The record is from RefSeq and is a predicted model, not a curated record. The transcript has 4 exons.